GGCAUGAUAAACCUCUCCCUCACCAAACUGUGAAAAGCAAAGCAAAGCUACGUGAAUACAUACAAUAUGGCUCCCUCCUCCACUACUACUCUAACGCCACCCAUCCUCUCCUCCACCACCGCCACCGUAGAUGAAGGCGGCGCCACCACAAUCUCCUCCAUCCAUCCUGAUAUUAUUCAAACUCAUCUAUUGACCCGCCUGGACGGGCCCACCUUAGCCUCCGCCGCCUGUACAUCAUCCCAGCUCUACACCCUUUGCACCCAGGAUAUACUCUGGACAAGCAUUUGCCACUCCACGUGGCCCUCAACCAACACGCCACGUCUCCUCCACCUCAUCUCCACGUUCCCCAACGGGUCCCGCUCCUUCUUCUCCGACUCCUUCCCGCUUCUCACCAAUUCCGAUCCAACCCCCACAGCCGACUCCCCGCUUAACCCCGACACUAGUCCCCCCGAGCUGAUCUCUGCCGUCGAUCUUUACUACAAAGGAAAGCUCGUUUUCUGCAAGGUCAUCGAGACCGAGACCGUGUCCAGCUGGUUCCGGUGCUCCCCGUUUCGGCUUGACCUUCUGGACCCAAAAGACGUGGUCUCAACGCCAAUACGGUUCCCGGACUGCGAGGACGCCUGCCUAGAGCUCGAGAAGGACCUUGCGCUGAGCUGGAUUAUGAUUGAACCGAUUGGACGGCGGGCGGUUAACCUCUCGAGCCACAGGGCAGUGUCGGUUCAGCGGCACUGGCUGAGCGGAGAGAUACAAGUACGUUUCGCGACGAUCAUGACCGGUGAAAGAGGAUCCUCGUCGGAGUUCGUACAGUGCGGGACUGUGAUAAUGUGCGGCGGGUCGGAGGGAGGGGAGCUGCAGCUGAGGGAGGUAAGCUUGCAUCUGGAAAACAUGGAUGGGAAGCAUUUGAACGGGAAGGAUAGUUUGGCCAUACUUGGGAGGGUGUUGGAGAGCAAAAAGAUAAGAGGGAAAAGAAGGAGAGAAGAGGAGGAGGGGGGAAGGAAAAGGUACCAAGAUUAUUUGGAGAGAACGAGGGAGAGAAAAGCGAGAAAGUUGAGAACGGAAGGGACAUUAGACACGUUGUGUAUGGCAUUUGGGGUGUUGGUAUUUUCCAGUUUUUGGAUGUUCGUCUUGUGCAGAUAAAAUCAUGUCUUUAUUUAUUUAUUUUACUCUGAUUUCAUUUCUUUGUGCAA
Juglans microcarpa x Juglans regia is the source of this 1187-nucleotide messenger RNA. Its product is annotated as probable F-box protein At2g36090. Bases 67 to 1137 code for a protein of 356 amino acids. NCBI's taxonomy places the organism in Eukaryota, Viridiplantae, Streptophyta, Magnoliopsida, Fagales, Juglandaceae. The transcript has a single exon. The record is from RefSeq and is a predicted model, not a curated record. Gene Ontology annotation, molecular function: protein binding.